This is a messenger RNA of Lymnaea stagnalis (great pond snail), 3779 nucleotides long. NCBI's taxonomy places the organism in Eukaryota, Metazoa, Mollusca, Gastropoda, Lymnaeidae. The record is from the annotation of a GenBank genome assembly.
AUAGAGGAUGAAAAGAUUCAAAUAAUUAUUCUUUUAAAAAAAAAUUGAGGGGAUAUCAUUUAAAUCAACAACAAAGACUAGAAUUUAAAUACAACCUAACUUUGAUUUAACGUACAGAAAAAGUUCGAUACAAUUAAUGAAAUGUCAAUUUGAAAUCAUCGUCCCCUUUUUAAAAAAAAUUAUUUCUCCACUGAACAGUGCUGUCACGUGUUAUUAGAAAUACUGUUUAAGAUAACGUUAUUAUAUUAAGUUAUUAUUAUUUUUUGUUGUUGUUGCUUUUCAUCUCUUCUGUACCAUUCUUAGCGUGUAUGCUACCUAGUUACCCUGCUGGAGAUGGACGCUAGAUGACAACUAAAACCUGUUUUUUUAAUUGAAACAUCAUUUCUUCUCAUGAGAACUGCGUGAAAAAAAUAAUUUAAAAAAAAAGAUUUUUUAAAAAUUAUAAUUAUCACCAGUUCGUGAAAGAUAAAGGGGCACGGCCAAAGGAUCUUUACUUUCAUUUAGAAGAUUGCUGCGCCUGCUCAACGCAAAUAGCUAAGGCAAGAAAGAUAGGAUAACUCACACCAUAGGAUGGAGCCACGCGUUCACUCCUCUUGGAUUAUUGUUCUGAUAAUUCUAACCGCGGAUUGUACAGGUCAGUACACAAUUUGAGUGCAUAAUAAGUGUGUACAUAAACCAAGAGCAUAUUUUGAGUUAAUAUUUAAGAUAAAAUUUGAGUGCAUUAUUGUGUACUUAAGUGAGAUAAUAACAGGGUGCAUAAUUGUGUACGUAAUUAAGAAAAUAAUUGUGUACAUAAUUGAGUACAUAAUAAUUGUGUACACAAAUGAGCACAUAAUAGUGUACAUAAUCAAGUGCAUAUCUGAGUACAUAACUGUAUACAUAACUGAGUACAUAACUGUGUACGUACUUGAGUACAUAUUGUGUACGUAAUAGUGUACGUAUUUGAAUAUUUAAAUGAGUACAUAACUGAGCACAUUACUGAGCAAGACCACGAGUUACAGUCCAGUAGGAGUUGCACGCCAAUCAACCAAAUAUUUGACAUACAAUUUUAAAUCCCCAUUGCUUGAGAGGUCGACUGAAGAUAACAUUUCCCCAAAAGCGUACUGGAGGUGAAAAAAAAAACGAAACAACACCAAACUGUUGAGACGAGAACUGAGCUGUUUCAUAAUCAUUUUAUUGGUCUUUUGCUUUGAGUUUUUGCAUUAUUUAUUAAAGCGGGCAAGAGCUAGAUGUAAUUUAAUCAACUAAUGUAAAGUGACUCAAACAAUGACAAGACAGUCUAAAACAGUGACACGACAGUCUAAAACAGUGACAAGACAGACGAAAACAUUGGCAAGACAGACUGAAACAUUGGCAAGACAGACUGAAACAUUGGCAAGACAGACUGAAACAUUGGCAAGACAGACUGAAACAUUGGCAAGACAGACACGCAUAAAAUUAAAGGUUGAUACAGUUAUCCAAUUUUGAUUUCGACUUGACAAUAAACACAUUGGAACGAGGAAGAACAUCAAAUGGAAGGAAUAUUUAGUUAUUUGUAUUAGUGUGCCGCCACAUUAUACACAAAAAUCGAUCCUGUGUAACCACUGGUAGAAGGAGACCAAAAAAAAAAGGCUUACAAUUCUUAAAGUAAUUGCGUCACAUAACUCAGGUGCACCGACCCAUGGCUUAUAAGAAACCAAGAGGGAGAGAGAGAGAGAGAGAGAGAGAGAGAGAGAGAGGGGGGGGGGGUCCCACUGUCAAUUCUUAAAGUAAUUGCGUCACAUAACUCAGGUGCACCGACCCAUGGCUUAUAAGAAACCAAGAGGGAGAGAGAGAGAGAGAGAGAGAGAGAGAGAGAGAGGGGGGGGGGAUCCCACUGUCGUAAUUGAUUGAGCUGUUCAUCAACACACACGAUGACGUCAGGUGCAGUCUAAAACGGACAUCCGGCCCGUUGAUGAACAAUCCGGGAACCCAGCCUUUAAAUUGAACAAAAAAAAAGACAUUGCUAGGCGUCUCGAGAGUACUGUUUCACAUUUGGAUUAUUUUAUUCUCUCAAAAGUAGUCAACUAAACAAUGACCGUAAGGGUUAUAAUCAACAACAUGUCCAACAAAGAUCACUUUUUGAGGAGUUUCAAUCUUUUAUAUUUGUGAACACUAACGUUUGGAUCCCUUUCUCUGUGAAGUGGGUCAAUUAUGACAAAAGUGGGUCAGCUAUGACAAAGGAGGGUCAACUGUGACAAAAAUUGGGUUGAACAGCCCCCAAACAUAUCUGCUCUUACUUGAACGCUGAUGAUCUGAUCUGAAGUUGAGAAUGAAAGCUAUCAACUCGCUCCAUCACAGCUUUACUAUUUUCUUCUCUCCAGCAUCUAUGAAUUGUGCUCCUGCCAUUCUCUUCUUAAAUCUUAAUCUCCUCUUUAGCGAAAUCCAUAUUGUUCUGAUUUUAAAAGUGCAAUUCAAUAGCAUGUACCACCAAGUGACAGUGCUUCUCUCGCAGAAACACUCUUAAGACUUCUAGGUUGGUCACCACUUUGUCAAGAGUAAAGAGUUAGUCAGCACACACUGCUGUGUAAGAUUAACUUCAUCAAAGAAGAUCAGCCCAAAGGUAAAGGUAGCAGUAAACGUGACAUCACAGCCAGCAUGUAAAAGACCUUGUGCUGUACCUCUUGUAUCCUAAUUUUCCAGAGGAUCACACAGAGCUUCAAUGGCCUCCACACAUUCAUCAAACUUACCUAUCCCUGCUUUAACAGCAGCACGAUGAGCAAUCCACCGUGUUGUUGAGAUUAAAAAAAACACGAUAUUCUAAUGUUUCCAAUUUGGAUUGGUUACAUGUGUGGAAAAUGGAUGUGUGAUCGAUUAUCCUUUUUAUGAAACUUGGUUAGAGCAAGCAUUGCGUGCUCUGUAAUUAUGCAGUUUUUUUUCAAUUUGGUGUCAACCGAUGUGGUCCGCAACCCCGCACCCCCCUUGCUACGCCACUGAAUAGCACGUUUCUAGUUGAUCAUAGCUGAUAUAUACAUAUAUAUAUAUAUAUAUAUAUAUAUAUAUAUAUAUAUAUAUAUAUAUAUAUAUAUAUAUAUAUAUAUAUAUAUAAUGUGUGCAUGUUAAUAGAGUAUUUCAGUCAUUAAAACAAAUGGUUUGAAAAUUUAACCCCCCCCCCCGAAAAAAACAAAAACAACAAAAAGACAAAGAAACAAAGAAAACCAGUUUUUUAAAACAAUUCUGUAAGAUUCAGAAAGAAGUCUGCCGUACGCUAUAAGUGAUGGAAAUUUUCAAUAACGUACAAAGUAGGCUAGAAACAUGCUCAAGUAAAAUCUUAGUCGAUUUGUUUAUAUACGAUAGAACAUCAAUUAUAAAGCAAUCUAAUAAAAGACAUAACAUUUCAUUGUCUUCAGAUAAUGGGAAUUAAAGAAUAAAGGAAACUGAGAUUUAAAAUAAAAAAAAUUGAGUAUCUUUGUUUCUAUUCCAGGACAGGGGACAAGUUCGAAUGCGUCUGAGACUACAACAAGCGUGGUAGAACUAAUCUUACACACAUUUUCAUCUGACACAGUUGGAACAACACAGCAAAUAUCUUCAACCGAUAUAUUACAAACACCUGUGCAAGUACCUUCAUCUGACAUAGUACAAGAAACACAGCAAAUAUCUUCACCCGAUGUAUUACAAACAUCUGUGCAAGUACCUUCAUCUGACAUAGUGCAAGUAACACAACAAAUAUCUUCACCCGAUGUAUUACAAACAUCUGUGCAAGUACCUUCAUCUGACAUAGUGCAAGUAACACAGCAAAUAUCUUCAACCGAUGUAUUACA